Messenger RNA from Talaromyces stipitatus ATCC 10500, 1314 nucleotides. RefSeq lists its product as uncharacterized. NCBI's taxonomy places the organism in Eukaryota, Fungi, Ascomycota, Eurotiomycetes, Eurotiales, Trichocomaceae. The transcript is spliced from 2 exons. Gene Ontology annotation, molecular function: DNA-binding transcription factor activity, RNA polymerase II-specific; zinc ion binding. Gene Ontology annotation, biological process: regulation of DNA-templated transcription. Bases 1 to 1176 code for a protein of 391 amino acids. The record is from RefSeq and is a predicted model, not a curated record.
AUGCCGAAUACACGCAGAAAAGCCUGUCAGCAAUGCAGAUCAUCCAAGGCUCGGUGUUCUCUUGCCUUGCCAUGUUCACGUUGUGUCGAUCGCGGAUUAUCAUGUCAUUAUCCCACGCUAAGAAUCAGGGACAGGAAUAAGCCCCAAUUAAAUAUUUUACCUGAUACUACCAAUUGUCCUUCGAACAACCGAGAUUCUACUUCAGAUACAUCAUAUCGCCACUCAGACAUUAUCACCGAUGCCACAUCUCUAGGAGACUUCCUUCAGCCCACGGAACUUAUUGAUUGGAAUGACGUUGGACAAAAUGGUGAUCUAUUAGAUCUUCUUCAUACAUCGCUUGUUGACACGAAUUUUACUUCUUCUGGCUUCGACAUUAGGGCAUGUGGUGCAGUUCAAGCUAGUACUCUUCAAUCGAGUACUAACACAUCUGAAAACUUGUCAAGUUUUGUCUCGGCACUCAACUCUGCUGACACAGCCAACAAUAUAAUCAGUGAAACUACACCUCGAGUCAAUGGUCCAGCAUCAACUUCAAGACGUAAUCUACCAUCCCGUUCGCCCCUGUUGAGAAGAGGACAAUACAAACAGAGGAAUAGCGUGUCAACAUUUCCAUCUCCUACAACUACAGCAGCAAAGACCCUGACACAUAAGGUUCUUCGAGGCCAAAUAAGAUGCUAUCCAGAGAUGAUGAUUCGUGGAGUAGUCCUCCCUCAUUUUAUUCAUCCUCAGUGUGUCUUGAGGGAUCAGUCAGUACAGGACUGUAUCUCUGAUUCCGGGGCACAUUCGUGUUUGCCGGAGUCAUUGGCAAUCUGCGCAAGUCUUAUGCACAUGUUCUUCACCAAGAGUGAAACAAGCAGUGAGUUUGUAAGAAGCAAGAUAUACGAAGAGCUCUGUCGUUUGCAUCGAGAGCAUACGACCUAUGAUGUUGAAGCUCUUUUGGCUGCGUUCCAAGCUUCUAUCAUAUAUGUUUUGGUACACAAAGAGGCUGCAUCUUCUGCGAGUAGUCAAUAUGAUGAGCCUACAAAUUCUAUGUUGGUCAAAUGUGCGGUACGGUCAUCCACUUUUUCGGGCCCCUUUUUCUGUUACUCAUCUCCUAUGCGUCCUAUGCAUAAGGGAAACACAUUUCUAACACAGUUAGGAGUAUUAGGAUAUUGGGACGCAAUUACACAUACUUUGUGAUUACGAGUCCGUCCCUGAAGCCCCCUAUGAUAUUCGCCAAAUGCGCUCGACUUGGGUUCUAUAUGAAAGUACCAGAAGGUUCGUACAUAUCUUUUUUUCCCGUGCCUCUAACGAAUUGUUUCUUGUUUUACCUGCAUU